AUGCUGCUGUUCUUCCGUAAAAGGAAACCCAGUGAUGAGGCCCGGAAGCGCCUUGAAUACCAAAUGUGCCUGGCAAAAGAAGCUGGUGCUGAUGACAUUCUUGAUAUAUCUAAAUGUGAACUCUCCGAGAUUCCUUAUGGCGCUUUUGCAACAUGUAAAGUUUUGCAAAAAAAGGUGCUGAUUGUUCAUACAAAUAAUCUAACAUCUCUGGUUCCAAAGUCCUGCAGUCUCCUGAAUCUCAUAACUGUGAAGGUUUUAGAUCUCCAUGACAACCAGCUGACAUCGCUUCCUGAUGAUAUUGGCCAGCUGACAUAUCUCCAGGUCCUAAACAUUGAAAGGAAUCUCUUAAAAUCUCUUCCACGGUCUAUAGGGGACCUCGCCCAGCUCCAGACCCUCAAUGUGAAAGGUAAUAAGCUGAAGGAACUGCCUUCUACCCUGGGUGACCUGCGCAGCUUGCGCACCCUUGAUGUCAGUGAGAACCUGCUGCAGGAAUUGCCCCAGGCGCUGGCUCACAUCCGCACGCUGGAGACUCUGACACUGGAUGCUUCGUCCAUGAUCUACCCGCCAUAUGAUGUUUGCAGUGCUGGCACAGAGUCUGUCCAGCAGUUCCUGUGCAAAGAGUCGGGAAUCAAAUACUGCCCUCCCUCCCAGUAUCUUCUUCCGGUGCUGGAAAGUGAUGGAGGAGAAACAUCAGUGGAUGGUGUCGACAGACGUGUGCAUAAAUACAUGGAGGAAGAGAGCGAGUGGCAGAACAAAUUCUUGGAUUAUGAGAAGAGGAAGGAAGAGAAGAUGCUGGAGAAGCUGGAGUUCGAGCGUCGCCUGGACGUGGGGCAGAGGGAGCAUGCUCAGCUUCUUCAGCAGAGCAGCAGUCAGAAGGAGGAGAUUCUGCAGACUGUGAAGAAGGAGCAGGUGAGGCUGGAGAAAGGUCUGACAAAGCAUCAGCGCAACCUGGAGGGAGAGCACCUGAAGCUGCUGGAGCAACUGAAGCAAACGGAGCAGGGCAUUGCCAGCCGAAUUCAGAAGCUUCUGGAGGAGAAUCGGAGGCAGAAACAAAGUUCAGAAAUUUUGAAAUCCCUGGAGAACGAAAGAAUAAGGAUGGACCAGCUGAUGGCAAUAACGCAGGAGGAGACAGAGCAGCUACGCAGCAGGGAAGUGGCCUCUGCCAUGCAACAAAUGCUGGCUGAGAGCUACAAGAACAAGCUCAUCCACAUGACCUCCGAAUCUCGAAGGCAAGACCUCGUCAACCAGGCCUGCUCCAGCCUGGCAGAGAUGGAUCAGAAGUUCCAACAAAUCCUGGCUUGGCAACAGCUGGAUCAGAACAAGGCCACUAGUCAGAUCCUGGAGGAGAGUGAAAUGCAGAAAGCGGCCUUUGAAGCCCUUCAGGUGAAGAAGGAUCUCUUGCACCGGCAGAUCAGGAACCAGAUUAAGUUAAUAGAAACAGAGUUAUUGCAGCUGACACAGCUGGAGUUAAAGAGGCAAGAACUGGACACAGAGACACUGCAGGAGGUGAUCACAGAGCAACGCCGAGCCCUGAGCUACAUGCUGCAGCAGCUGCUCAAGGAGAAGAAGCAAAGGGAAGAGGAACUGCAACAAAUCCUGCUGGAGAUGGAGGCAAAAAGUGAAACGAAGCAGGAGAACUACUGGCUGAUCCAGUAUCAGCGCCUGCUGAACCAGAAACCUCUCUCACUGAAACUCCAGGAGGAGGGCUUGGAGAGGCAGCUGAUAAACCUGCUAAUCGAGCUGUCGGCUGAACAGUAUGUACCAAUCUUUGCCCAUCAUCGGCUGUCGCUGGAAAUGCUCAGCACCAUGACCCUCAGCGACCUGGCAAAGAUUGGAAUCACAGAAACUGGCCUGCAGCGCGCGAUCCUCAGGCGAGCCCAGGAGAUCCUGGCUGUGGCUAAAACAAUCCCAGAGCUGCUGAAGAGCACUGAGACCAAGGGCCCUGCUGCCCCAGAGCCGAGCGCCCCCCCUGAAGAAAUCCUCCCUUCUGCACCCCAGCUGGAGCUGGACGAGAGGAAGUCUGAGUGCGUGGUCUGCAUGGAGCAGGAGGCCCAGAUGAUCUUCCUGAACUGUGGCCAUGUGUGCUGCUGCCAAACAUGCUGCGAGACCCUGCGCAUCUGCCCCCUCUGCCGCAAAGACAUCGUGCAGCGCAUCCGCAUCUUCCACAGCAGCUAGCCAGGGAGCAGCUGCUGGGCUCUUGGGGCUGGAGGUGCCAUCAGCUGGGAAGGCCUGCUGCCCGAGG
Molecule: messenger RNA, 2242 nt
Organism: Emys orbicularis (European pond turtle)
Lineage: Eukaryota; Metazoa; Chordata; Testudines; Emydidae
Gene: LRSAM1
Product: leucine rich repeat and sterile alpha motif containing 1
Exons: 24
Coding region: 1-2175 (724 amino acids)
Molecular function (GO): protein binding
Source: RefSeq, a predicted model, not a curated record